Molecule: messenger RNA, 4326 nt
Organism: Porites lobata
Lineage: Eukaryota; Metazoa; Cnidaria; Anthozoa; Scleractinia; Poritidae
Source: the annotation of a GenBank genome assembly
GCCAAAAGCUUAUUAUUAUUAACGUUUCUAACUGGCUUCCUUAUUUUUUUAUUUAAGAUUAACUCUAUUUCCGUAGAACUAUUUGCUAAUUAUUCUGGUCUUGUUUUUUUACCUGUUUAUGUUUUAGAAAAGACCCAAAUGGGCACUGUUCAAGAAACUAUUCACCAUGGCAUAAUUGCCGCCGAUUUUCUUUGGACCACUAAACGAGUUGUCCAGGCUAUCGAGCUGUGGAACGAGUGCUUAACACUACUAAACAACAAAAUCUUAGAAAACGAACAUGAACUUACCACAAUAGUGCGUAUAGCGCUGAACAAGAGGCUGUUUUAUGGAAAUGCUGCUAUUACGAAACUUUCACCAGCUAUAGAAUCUGGCAAAAAGCUUUUAGUCCUACUUCGUAAUCUUAGGAGAAAAGAAAAAGAAGGUAACACAGCCUUGAUGUUAUCAAAACUGUACUUUCAAAAAAGUGAAUACCAGGAAGCACAAGCAGUCCUCAAAAUUGCACUCUGCGUUUACAAAGAAAUCGAACACAAAGACGGAGAGGCGUCAUGCUGCGGAAACCUAGGAAAUGUGUUUCAGUCUGUCGGAGAAUAUGCCAAGGCUGAAGAAUAUCUUCAUAAAGCACUUACCAUCAAGACAGAAAUUGGCGACAGAAACGGAGAAGCGACAUGCUACGUAAACCUAGGAAAUGUGUUUCGAUCUGUCGGAGAAUAUGCCAAGGCUAAAGAAUAUCUUCAUAAAGCACUUACCAUCAAGACAGAAAUUGGCGACAGAAACGGAGAAGCGAAAUGCUACGGAAACCUAGCAGCUGGGUUUCUAUCUGUCGGACAAUAUGCCAAGGCUGAAGAAUAUCUUCAUAAAGCACUUACCAUCAAGACAGAAAUUGGCGACAGAAACGGAGAAGCGACAUGCUACAUAAACCUAGGAAAUGUGUUUCGUUCUGUCGGAGAAUAUGCCAAGGCUGAAGAAUAUCUUCAUAAAGCACUUACCAUCAACACAGAAAUUGGCGACAGAAACGGAGAAGCGACAUGCUACGGAAACCUAGGAAAUGUGUUUCAAUCUGUCGGAGAAUAUGCCAAGGCUGAAGAAUAUCUUCAUAAAGCACUUACCAUCAAGACAGAAAUUGGCGACAGAAACGGAGAAGCGACAUGCUACGGAAACCUAGGAAAUGUGUUUCAUUCUGUCGGAGAAUAUGCCAAGGCUGAAGAAUAUCUUCAUAAAGCACUUACCAUCAAGACAGAAAUUGGCGACAGAAACGGAGAAGCGUCAUGCUACGUAAACCUAGGAAAUGUGUUUCAAUCUGUCGGAGAAUAUGCCAAGGCUGAAGAAUAUCUUCAUAAAGCUUCGGAAACCUAGGAAAUGUGUUUCAAUCUGUCGGAAAGCUGAAGAACUUACCAUCAAGACUGAAAUUCAUAAAGCACUCCCCAUCAACACAGAAAUUGGCGACAAACACGGAGAAGCGUCAUGCUACAGAACCCUAGGAGCUGUGUUUGAAUCUGUCGGAGAAUAUGCCAAGGCUGAAGAAUAUCUUCAUAAAGCACUUGCCAUCAGCGCAAAAAUUGGCGACAAAAACGGAGUAGCGUCAUGUCACAUAAACCUAGGAAAUGUGUUUCAAUCUGUCGGAGAAUAUGCCAAGGCUGAAGAAUAUCUUCAUAAAGCACUUACCAUCAAGACAGAAAUUGGCGACAGAAACGGAGAAGCGUCAUGCUACGUAAACCUAGGAAAUGUGUUUCAAUCUGUCGGAGAAUAUGCCAAGGCUGAAGAAUAUCUUCAUAAAGCACUUACCAUCAAGACAGAAAUUGGCGACAGAAACGGAGAAGCGUCAUGCUACGUAAACCUAGGAAAUGUGUUUGAAUCUGUCGGAGAAUAUGCCAAGGCUGAAGAAUAUCUUCAUAAAGCACUUACCAUCAACACAGAAAUUGGCGACAGAAACGGAGAAGCGUCAUGCUACGUAAACCUAGGAAAUGUGUUUCAAUCUGUCGGAGAAUAUGCCAAGGCUGAAGAAUAUCUUCAUAAAGCACACCACCAUCAAGACAGAAAUUGGCGACAGAAACGGGAGAAGCGUCAUGGCGUAAACCUAGGAAAAAUCUGUCGGAGAAUAUGUGUUUGGUUCUGUCGGAGAAUAUGCCAAGGCUGAAGAAUAUCUUCAUAAAGCACUUCCCAUCAACACAGAAAUUGGCGACAGAAACGGAGAAGCGACAUGCUACGUAAACCUAGGAAAUGUGUUUGAAUCUGUCGGAGAAUAUGCCAAGGCUGAAGAAUAUCUUCAUAAAAACUUACCAUCAACACCAUCAAAACAGAAAUUGGCGACAGAAACGGGAGAAGCUGAAGACAUGCUACGUAAACCUAGGAAAUGUGUUUGAAUCUGUCGGAGAAUAUGCCAAGGCUGAAGAAUAUCUUCAUAAAGCACUUACCAUCAACACAGAAAUUGGCGACAGAAACGGAGAAGCGACAUGCUACGUAAACCUAGGAAAUGUGUUUCAAUCUGUCGGAGAAUAUGCCAAGGCUGAAGAAUAUCUUCAUAAAGCACUUACCAUCAAGACAGAAAUUGGCGACAGAAACGGAGAAGCGUCAUGCUACGUAAACCUAGGAAAUGUGUUUGAAUCUGUCGGAGAAUAUGCCAAGGCUGAAGAAUAUCUUCAUAAAGCACUUACCAUCAACACAGAAAUUGGCGACAGAAACGGAGAAGCGUCAUGCUACGGACACCUAGGAGCUCUGUUUGUACAUGUAGGAGAAUAUGGCAAGGCUGAAGAAAAUCUUCAUACAGCACUUACCACCAACACAGAAAUUGGCGACAAAGACGGAGAAGCGUCUCGCUACCUAAAGCUAGGAAACACAUCUCAAGCCUUAUCGGAUCUCUGGUCAAGCAUUCAAAUUUACGAAAAAAUGCUUACUUCUCUAGGAAGCAAAGAUCGCCACAAUAUAUCAUUUUUUGACAAGAACGCGUCUCCCUAUCGGCUGUUUUGUUCAUUGAGUUGUUCUUGUGGGAAACCCUAUGAAGCUUUACACGCUGCUGAACUUGGACGGGCCAGAGCUCUAGCAGAACUUAUGUCAAAUCGCUACUCCAUUGAAAAAGAAAUAUCCAUCAACCCACAAUCGUUUGUUGGCAUCGCGGAAGUAAUUAAGAAAAAUGGCAACAGCACCUGCCUCUACAUCUCCUAUGACUACGAUGACAAUAUAUUUUUGUGGGUUUUGAAACAAAACAAACCGGUAGCUUUCCGAAGAACGAAACUUUGUGAAAGCUAUGUUAGCAAGCAUGGCAAAAUCUCUGUGUAUGACCUGUUUGGAAACGAAAGCUUAUUAAGAAAAUUUCACGUUUUACCUCAAGAGCAAUGCGAAGACCGAUCACUCUUCUCUUCAUUCGCCAACCAACUUACAAACGAAUCAAAUCUGGAAAAUAGUCUCUCAACCUUGCGUCCUCUUUUAGAUGAGGGAGAAGUAUACACGGACCCUGAACCGCCAACACUUUUUCAGGUUUACAACAUGUUGAUUGCUCCCGUGAGUGACUUGCUAGAAGGAUCUGAAAUCAUUGUUGUUCCUGAUCGCUGCUUCUUCCAAGUUCCGUUUGCAGCAUUACACGAUGAAAGUAGCCGCUAUUUAUCAGAUUCUUUCAGGAUACGAAUUGUCCCUUCUUUGACGACUCUCAAGCUCAUUCUGGACAGUCCAGCCGACUCUCACAGCGAAACUGGUGCAUUGAUUGUGGGUGAGCCAAGAGUGACGGAUGUGUAUUUCAAGGGAGUGUUAAGGUAUCUCUGUCCAUUGCCUGGCGCGAAAGGGGAAGCAGAGAUGAUUGCGAGACUACUACCUGAAUCUCACCUUUUAAUAGGAGAGCAAGCAACAAAGCAGGCGGUUCUUCAGAGAAUACCCUCAGUGAGCCUCGUACAUUUCGCUGCUCAUGGUGAUGCCGAAAGAGGAGAAAUUGCUCUUACCCCCGCUGACUCCACAGUGGAGUUUCCACACGAAGCAGACUACUUACUGUCAAUGACCGACAUUUCACAAGUUAGACUGUCAGCCAAACUGGUGGUCCUUAGUUGUUGCCAUACCGCACGUGGACAGAUCAAAACAGAGGGCGUUGUUGGAAUCGCUCGAGCAUUCUUAGGAUCGGGUGCACGCUCAGUGUUGGUGGCAUUGUGGGCCUUACAAGACAGAGCAACAGAGGAGUUCAUGGGAAGAUUCUACGAAAACCUUGUCCAAGGGAAAAGUGCAAGCGAAAGUCUUCACCGGGCCAUGAAGUGGAUGCGAAAUAACGGUUUCUCAGAAGUGAGGCAGUGGGCACCUUUCAUGCUGAUUGGGGAUGACGUGUCAUUUCACUUUGGUGAAGAAAAGUGA